CGGAUGUAGAAUUUGUAAACAUCCGGCGGAGGACUAAAUGUCCAAUUUCUAUUAAUUGGCUAAAUUGCAUGAAAAUACUGUAACCAUGUGAAGAAAAUUAGCCCUUUUCAAAGGUGUUGAGAAAAAACAAACUAUGGAUUUAGAGAGAAGAUUGUUUCGGACUAUGAUUACAUCAGAAUGUCCUAUGGUAUUCAAGCAUGCUGUGGAUGAUUGGCAGAGUCUUCAGUGGACACCAGAAUAUUUGUGCAACUGUCUAGGAGACCAACUUUUAGAUUGUAAAAUAUCAAUAAUACAACAUGAAGAAUUUCAAUGGGAACCAGACUGCUUACAUUUGAAGAUAAGAAUGAGACAUUAUGUAGAGUGGUUAGUUGGGGAGGCAGACUUGAACAACCCUCUCCGAUUGUUUGAUAAAACCAAGUAUUCCUGUUACAUUGAUUAUAAGUACAUGAAGGAUAUGUUUAAAGACCAACCACAUCUAUUAGAGUCUAUUUCCUGGGAUAUGUUUGGCCUGACAGAGCAUGGAGGAGAAGAGAGUACAAUCUGGAUAGGAAGUUGUGGUACAUACACACCAUGUCAUCAGGAUACAUAUGGCUUUAACUUGGUGGCCCAGAUACAAGGCAGGAAACGUUGGUACUUGUUCAGUCCUAAUCAAACAGACUGCAUGUAUCCUACAAGGAUACCAUAUGAAGAGUCAAGUAUUUACAGUGAGGUAAAUGUUAGAUAUCCUGAUCUUAAGAGGCAUCCAAUGUUUCAGAAAACUACUCCAUAUGUCAUUGAGCUGGUGCCUGGGGAUGUGCUUUAUGUACCAAGACAUUGGUGGCAUUUUGUAGAAUGUUUGGAACCAUCUAUAAGCAUUAAUACAUGGGUUCCUGUGAUAGAGGAUGCUGAGUCACAUUUGGAAGAAUCAGUAACUAGAUUAUUGUAUACAUGUUUGUCAACUACCUUACUUAGUGAAACAGAGAGAAAAACAUAUCUCAAUACAGGGGAGGAGCUACAAAGUAAUGAUGUUAAUUUCCAUUACUUACAGAAUACUGUCAAAACUUAUCUUAGCCAAAGCUUUCAUGAGCGUGACUUGAAUACUGUUGAACUAUCCUCUGCUGAAACAAAACAAGAUAAGUUGACUGAAAAUAGAUAUUUGUCAGAAAACUUUAGUAAUAACUGGCGGAAGUUUUGUGACAAGUUUCAGGAUUAUACUGUCAAUGUAGUGUGUCUUUGUGGUAUUGAUAUACAUGAAAAUAAACAACAUACCAAAACGUUUCAUAGAAAAAGGAAAAAUCCUACAGAAUAUGAAAAUACGAAAGUUAAGGAGGAGAAAACAUUUGAUCAAAAUGAAAUAAGAAUUAAACAAAGAAAAACUGAGUUAGGAAAAGAUGUUGUUUCUAGAGAAUCAGAAAAGAAGAGCAAUGAUACAGAGGAUAUACAUGAUGAGAUAGAAACUAGUAAUGUAUCAGAUCAAUUGAUGAGUAGCAGACGAGGACCUGAGACAGAUAUUAAACAUGGAAUAGAAAAAGAAGCAACUUUAUUAUCAAAGCUUAAAGAUGAUUCAUUGCGUUCUCAAUACAGUCUCUCAAAAGUGAAGACAAAUAAAUCUGUUAUUGAAAUUUAUGCAGCUAAAUCUUUAACAUUCAACGAAUAUCUAAAAUUUCUUAGAAUAGUAUUUGAUUUUGAACUGGAAUCUGAAGAUAAUUGUGAAAAUAAUGUUUUGAAUAGUACAAAAGAAGCUGUUGAUAAAAAUAUUAAAGUUUGUGACUCAGAAAAUAUGCAUAGCAAUAUUAAAAGAGAACCAACAAUAGAUAGAAAUAACUAUCAUUCUGACUCAAGAGAUACAAAUACUGGUGAUAUUAAUCUUAUUUUUGAUGAAGAUAAGGACAUAAACAUUAGCACUGCUGAUGUCAUUAAUAGUAUUCUUGAUCCAGGUGUUGUCAAACAUAUUGGGCAAGUUUUAAUGAGUAAAAUUAGAAGAUGAGUAAAUAAAUACAUGUAAAGGUGUAUGUUAACUUCUUUUAAUUUAAUAUUAUGAUACGGUUCUCAAGUAUGAAAGUGAAUAUAUUUUAUACAAAAAAAAUGUUAAGGUCAAAUAGAUUUGAUAUAUUUAUAAUCAUUAUAAAGUUAAUUAGAUAAAAAAAGUUUCUCUCAGCAUGUUAGCUUUAGGUAAAAGGUUUAACUUCAUGUAUUAGAUAUAAAUUUGCCAUACAACCUAGUGUUGCACAAUGUGUGGAUUUACAUUGAGAUUCAGUAACUUUAUAGAAAAACUGAAAAUGAGUACAUUGUAUUUAAAUCCUGGUAUUAGGGGUAGUUUGUUAUAACUUUUGAAAAAAUAAUUAAAAUGAUAUCUGACAAUAUUUGAAGCAUUUUAGCAGUCAUGUAAAACAGACAUUUUUCUAAAAUUUGGAGCCACAUUCUUAUAAUACUGUUACAGGUUAGUGUUAGUGAUCCUUAACAUGAGUUAUCUAGAAUGUGAAACCUUUUACAUGCAUUGAUGAAACUUUGUAUUAUUAAACAUGGGAAUGCAUUUUCAUAUAAUUAUUCAUAGAUCAAAAUAAGGCAUGUUUGUUUGUCUCUUUGUUA
Molecule: messenger RNA, 2568 nt
Organism: Ruditapes philippinarum (Manila clam)
Lineage: Eukaryota; Metazoa; Mollusca; Bivalvia; Venerida; Veneridae
Product: HSPB1-associated protein 1-like
Exons: 8
Coding region: 134-1966 (610 amino acids)
Molecular function (GO): 2-oxoglutarate-dependent dioxygenase activity
Source: RefSeq, a predicted model, not a curated record